CACGUGUGUUUGUAGCGCUGGUUCCUUCUGUAGCUGUAGUCGCUUUGCCGUCAGUGUGAGUUUAAACCCGAAAAAUGGACUCAGAUUAUGCACACGAGACGUCUCCUUAGAAAGUUCCUGGACUUCAGCUUUCAGCCCUCCAGCGAGGAUGUUGCACAGCCUGGCCCACAGACCCUGGCACGUCUUCUGCAGAGUCUCCCUGCAGCACAGGUCCCUGUCUCAGCGCUCCCCGAGGCUCCCCCAACCGUGCUACGGUUGGCAGAAUGGAGGCAUACACAGGUUGUGGUUGAGCGUUCCAGACUGCCGUGUGGCGUCUCUGGGACUGGGAAAGGUCCAGCACUACUCUACCUCUGACAGUAGUAAGGAUGGUCCUCCAAAAUCCCCUUCUGGUGAUGCUCCUUCAACGGAAAAGGUUGCACCUGGCUCUGCAAGAGUCACCGCAGAUUCACCAGGCACUGCACCUCAAGGGCUGACUCAAGCUGAGACCAUUCAAGUGAAAGUUCGAGCAGUUCUAAAGAAAAGGGAAUACGGAGCAAAAUACACCCAGAACAACUUUAUCACUGCUGUUAGAGCCAUGAAUGAGUUCUGUCUCAAACCAAGUGAUUUGGAGCAGCUCCGGAAGAUCAGAAGGCGUAGCCCUCACGACGAUACAGAGGCUUUCACUGUUUUCUUGCGGUCAGAUGUGGAGGCCAAAGCCCUAGAUGUAUGGGGAAGCCAUGAAGCUCUGGCCCGGGAGAGAAAUCUCAGGAAGGAGGUGGAGAGAGAGUACCAAGAGAAUAUUUUUCGGAACCAGCAGUUGUUGAAAGAAUAUAAAGACUUUUGGGGUAACACAAAGCCACGAUCAGGCAGCAAGAGGGCGACAUUUCUACAAGGGCCGGGGAAGGUGGUGAUGGUGGCUAUUUGCAUAAAUGGGUUGAACUUCUUCUUCAAGCUCCUGGCUUGGGUCUACACUGGAUCAGCUAGCAUGUUCUCAGAAGCAAUCCACUCUCUGGCCGACACCUGUAACCAAGCUCUGCUGGCUCUGGGGAUCAGCCAGUCUGUGCGCAACCCAGACGCCGUGCACCCGUAUGGCUUCUCCAACAUGCGUUACAUCGCCUCCCUCAUCAGCGGCGUGGGCAUUUUUAUGAUGGGAGCAGGUCUCUCCUGGUACCAUGGCAUCAUGGGAUUGCUGCACCCAGAGCCCAUCGAGUCAUUGUUAUGGGCUUAUUGUAUUUUGGCCGGCUCUCUGGUGUCUGAAGGAGCCACGUUACUAGUUGCCAUCAAUGAGAUAAAGAAGAGCGCCCACGUGCAUGGGCUGUCUUUUUAUGAAUAUGUGAUGCAGAGCCGAGACCCCAGUACGAACGUGGUGCUGCUGGAAGAUGCUGCUGCGGUGUUGGGGGUCAUCAUGGCUGCCGGCUGUAUGGGGCUCACCUCACUCACAGGUAACCCGUACUACGACAGCCUGGGCUCUCUGGGCGUGGGCACGUUGCUGGGCGCCGUCUCGGCUUUCCUCAUCUACACAAACACGGAGGCGCUGCUGGGGCGCUCCAUACAGGCGGAGCACGUGCAGAAGCUCACCGAGUUUCUGGAGAACGACCCUGCUGUAAGGGCCAUCCAUGAUGUGAAGGCCACUGAUUUGGGACUGAGUAAAGUCCGCUUCAAGGCCGAAGUUGAUUUCGAUGGCCGAGUGGUGACACGGUCUUAUCUGGAAAAACAAGACAUUGACCAAAUUCUUAACGACAUUCAGCAGGUAAAAACGCCCGAGGAGCUGGAGAACUUCAUGCUGAAACACGGGGAGAACAUCAUUGACACACUGGGAGCUGAGGUGGACCGCCUGGAGAAGGAACUCAAGCAACGUAACCCAGAGGUUCGUCACGUAGACUUGGAGAUACUAUAAUACCUGAGAGCCUCUGCCGAGGGAGCGUCCUGCUGCACCGUGGAGAACGUUAGGAAAGAUGAAAGGACGGCCACGCCCGCCUCUACGGUCCGCCUCCCCUCCUCCGGCCGCUACCGCAAACAAGCCCCAAGAAGCUGUCAAGUCUUACCGUAGAAUAGCCCACAAGCAGAAUCCCGGACUCGAUGAUGGUCGGCGAAACUGUGAGUUCAUCCUGCCAGAGAUCCCCUUUCAGACUGGAGUGCACGGGUCUCUGGCGAUGAACUCCGGACUGCCAUUAGUCUCCUUGGAUUUCAGCAGAAGUUCUCCCUCAGUGUAGUCUCCCGGCCGCUCACCUGACUUCACAUUCCUCUGUAAACAUGCCCGGAGUUGGAUGUGGUCCGUUUGAAAAGCAAAACCCGGAACAGGACCAGUAUCAUUUACUAGACUUGUACUUUCAUGUUAAGCUUGAACCGCAGUGAUAGGGUUUCCUUCAUGAAUGGGGAAGAAACCUAAGAGCUACAUAUUUAAAGAAAUCUAUUUAACGACUAGACGAUAUUAGAUUUUUUUUUUCUCUCCUUUUUCUUUUAGCAUAAAAACUUAAAGAGGCUCGAUGCAGCAAUGUUGUCUUAUGAAGACACCUCGUAGAUUUUAUUUCUAAGAGAGAAAAAUAUGAAAAUUAUGUUGAAUUUAUUUGAUUUGUAUGAAAGUGAGUUGAAGAGUGAAUUGGAGAAAACAAACAGUUAAAACUCAUCAAUUAAAGGGGGAAAACAUGUUUCCAGUUGUAAUUCAUCAGCCUACCAUGAUUAAUUAGAGCCUUUUAUUCGGCAUCUUAAUCUUUAUAGAGGAUUAUAUGACUAAAUUUAACACACUGUGGAGCCAAGAAAUGGUGUUCUGUACAUAUCUGACAUUUAAAUCUCAAAUUUGAGGUUGAGAAACUUCCUGAUUGGUUUCCAGCUGAUCAGCAAACUCCUCUAUAUUUCCAAAGAUAAAGCCACAGGAGGGAUAAAACUCUUCCACCGUCUGUAAAGAAGCAGACUUUGAUGAUUUAAAGUACCAAACAGAUUUCACAUUUCACGGACUUUAAAACAUUGUUUCAAUAAUUCAGGAUGUCAUCCUGAGCAGUGUAUGUGUGGUGAAGGAUCCCCAACUCGGUGUUUUCUUGUUCUUGCUUUUCGUCCUGUGUUUGCUGUGGGCAGACAGUCGCAGCGCUGGGAUGGGCCGGCUGCAGACGUCUGAUCCAGGAGGUGGGCCAGAGCCGUACAGCUCUGUUCAGAGGGGGAUAUAUGUCUCUAAAGGUGUUAAAUAGUGAAAUAUUUAGUGACUUUUUUUAUUUUAAUUUUUCUUUUUUUUUUUGCCACAGUUGAAGGACUUGGAAUAAAUUUGAAAUAAUUUAUUAAAUUAUAUUGCUUUCUUUU
This is a messenger RNA of Cololabis saira (Pacific saury), 3270 nucleotides long. RefSeq names its product solute carrier family 30 member 9 (gene slc30a9). Bases 149 to 1876 code for a protein of 575 amino acids. Gene Ontology annotation, cellular component: membrane; nucleus. The record is from RefSeq and is a predicted model, not a curated record. The transcript is spliced from 18 exons. NCBI's taxonomy places the organism in Eukaryota, Metazoa, Chordata, Actinopteri, Beloniformes, Belonidae. Gene Ontology annotation, molecular function: monoatomic cation transmembrane transporter activity. Gene Ontology annotation, biological process: positive regulation of transcription by RNA polymerase II; zinc ion transport; transmembrane transport.